Molecule: messenger RNA, 1792 nt
Organism: Coregonus clupeaformis (lake whitefish)
Lineage: Eukaryota; Metazoa; Chordata; Actinopteri; Salmoniformes; Salmonidae
Product: cell division cycle protein 20 homolog B
Exons: 12
Coding region: 360-1445 (361 amino acids)
Biological process (GO): positive regulation of ubiquitin protein ligase activity; positive regulation of anaphase-promoting complex-dependent catabolic process; anaphase-promoting complex-dependent catabolic process
Cellular component (GO): anaphase-promoting complex
Molecular function (GO): ubiquitin ligase activator activity; anaphase-promoting complex binding; protein binding
Source: RefSeq, a predicted model, not a curated record
CACUGUGCUUUGGGAGAACAUCAUGAGGAGAAUGCUGGUGGAUUUCAGGACGAAGAGGAGACAUUGCCCCUUUCAAACUACACAAAAGACAGGCAUUGAGGCGCCUCAUCUCUCAUCAUCAUACAAGCGCUUCAAGAGGCGGAUGGUGCGCAGGCGGCUGAGCGCGGAGCAGCCUUUAGCUAGUAGCCCCGUGGCCUCCAGGGGGCGCCGUUCGCCCUACCGGGAGUUUGACACGGUCUGUCAGAGACUGUCUCUGGAUUCACCGUCAGGGGGCGCAGCGAGAACAAAACUGACACAAGAGCAGAGCACAGAGACAAGUCUUCAAGACACAGUGGUGGAGGCCGGAGUGUCACACAGUAAUGUCUUCAGACCGAUCACAGCAUCAACCACUUACAGGAGGAAUGUGCCUAAACAGGACUGGGUGUGGUCUGCUUCCAGAGAACAGGAGAGAUGCUCAGAGAAGGCAGCCAUUCUCUGUCCUAUAUAGGGCUCCCUCUACUCCAGACCUGUCUCCAGACCAGUCGAAACCACAGCUGACUCUGGCGCUGCCCUCACUGCAGGACGACUACUAUAGCCACCUGUUGGACUGGAGUAACAGUGGUAUGGUGGCCCUAGCCCUGGGGUCGGAUGUGUUCCUGUGGAAGGCAGACACACACACUCUGCAGGGCUGCAUCCACCCGUCUCUCCCGCUGAGCCUGUCUCACUCUGUCUCGUCUGUGUCCUGGAGCAGAGAUGGAUGUACACUGGGCAUCGGGACCAAGGAAGGGGGCGUACAGUUGUGGAAUGUGGAGAAGAGGACCAGACUGAGAACUAUAACGUCACACCUCUCUGGAGUGGGGGCGCUUAGCUGGAACCAACACGUACUCAGCAGCGGUUCUGUUCUCGGGCUAAUCCAUCACCAUGACUACCGACUUGAAACCCCGACAGUGGGUGUGUUCCACCAACAAGGGGGCGUGUGUGGGCUGGAGUGGGCGCCGCAAGGAGAUUGGCUGGCCAGUGGCUCAACAGACGGCCUCCUCAACAUCUGGACCAAUGACCUGGGGUCUAAGACGAAGACACACCCACCUGCCAAGACAAUGACACAACCCAGUGCGGUCAAGGCUAUGGCAUGGUGUCCUUGGCAGAAGGAGCUGAUCGCCACGGGAGGGGGGCAGAGCGACGGAGUUCUGAGGAUCUGGAAUAACCAAUCAGGGACCUGCGUUGACUCCGCCCAGACCAACUCACAGGUGUGUUCGGUGGUCUGGUCAGAGGAGAGGAAGGCUCUGUUCACUGGCCAUGGUCUUCCUCAUCACCACAUUACCUGCUGGAGCCCCUCACCUUCACUGGAACAGGCCUACCAGCUACAUGGUCACAUGGGUCGUGUUUUGCACCUGGCCGUCAGUCCCAGUGGAACCAAGCUCCUCUCAGCUGGAGCAAACUGUCUGGGCCAUGUCUGGAACACCUAGAACACAUAACACCUAGAACACAGAACACCUAGAACACAGAACACCUAGAACACCUAGAGCAAAGAACACUAAGAACACCUAGAACACAUAAUACCUAGAACACCUAGAACACAGAAGACCUAGAACACCUAGAACACAGAAUACCUAGAACACCUAGAACACAGAACACCAGGAACACCUAGAACAUAUAACACCAAGAACACAGAACAGCUAGAACACAUUAUACCUAGAACACCUAGAACACAUUACACCUAGAACACAUAAUACCUAGUACACAGAACACCAAGAACACCUAGAACACAGAAUACCUAGAACACCUAGAACACAUUAUACCUAGAACACCUAGA